Messenger RNA from Raphanus sativus (radish), 1253 nucleotides. RefSeq names its product G-type lectin S-receptor-like serine/threonine-protein kinase SD1-1. The record is from RefSeq and is a predicted model, not a curated record. The transcript is spliced from 6 exons. Gene Ontology annotation, biological process: protein phosphorylation. Bases 27 to 1154 code for a protein of 375 amino acids. NCBI's taxonomy places the organism in Eukaryota, Viridiplantae, Streptophyta, Magnoliopsida, Brassicales, Brassicaceae. Gene Ontology annotation, molecular function: protein serine/threonine kinase activity; ATP binding.
AGUUUAAAGGAAGAGAAAAAGUGGGUAUGGUCGUUGGAUCUGUUUUAGGCAUCACAUUUGUUUUGGUUAUAGUAUUUGCAUGCUAUAGAAAGAAGAUUAUGAAGAGAUAUCAUGGAGAAAGUUUGAUAAAAGGAAUUAGGGAAGAGGACAUGGACGUGGACUUGCCUAUUCUUGACAUUAAGACGAUUUACAUGGCCACUGAUGAUUUCUCAUACAUAAACUUUCUAGGAAGAGGAGGGUUUGGACCAGUUUACAAGGGUAAGUUAGAGGAUGGACAAGAGAUUGCAGUGAAGAGGUUAUGUGAAAACUCAGGACAAGGAGUGGUAGAAUUCAAGAAUGAAGUUAAACUAAUAGCAAAACUUCAACAUCGUAACCUUGUGAGGCUUUUAGGAUGUUGCAUUCAAGGUGAAGAACGUAUGUUGAUCUAUGAGUAUAUGCCUAACAAAAGCUUAGACUUCUUUAUCUUCGAUGAAAGGAGACGUAGAGAGUUAGAUUGGAAGAAGAGGAGUAACAUUAUCUAUGGAAUUGCACGAGGGCUUCUUUAUCUUCAUCAAGAUUCGAGGUUGAGGAUCAUACAUAGAGAUCUAAAAGCUGGAAAUGUUUUACUAGAUAAUGAUAUGAACCCUAAGAUCUCAGAUUUUGGACUAGCCAAAUCUUUUGGUGGAGAUCAGAGUGAAUCAAGCACAAACAGAGUCGUGGGUACAUAUGGUUAUAUGCCUCCGGAGUAUGCAAUUGAUGGACACUUCUCAGUGAAAUCCGAUGUGUUCAGCUUUGGUGUAUUAGUACUUGAGAUCAUAACCGGCAAGACUAACCGUGGGUUUCAUCAUGCAGAUCAUGAUCUUAACCUUCUUGGACACGUGUGGAAACUGUGGGUUGAAGACAGAGCAAUAGAAGUACCAGAGGAAGAUUUGCUGGAAGAGACAUGUGUUGUCUCCGAGAUUCUAAGAUGCAUCCAUGUGGCUUUGCUUUGUGUUCAACAGAAACCAGAAGACAGACCAAACAUGGCUUCUGUUGUGUUGAUGUUUGGGAGUGAUGGUUCUCUCCCUGAUCCAAAACAACCAGGCUUUUUCACUAACCGGAACGUUCCAGAUGUUUCUUCAUCUCUAAGUCGUUCGGUAAACCUAGUUUCCAUUACAAUGAUACAAGGUCGUUAGAAGAAAUAAAGAUCAUGUAUAAACUAUGCUUGGUAAAAUGUAGUGUAAUAAUAAUAUUUCACCAAAGACAAAACAAAACGCAAAAACAGUUUUUUUUUU